This is a messenger RNA of Tetrapisispora phaffii CBS 4417, 1488 nucleotides long. RefSeq names its product CBM21 domain-containing protein. The transcript has a single exon. Gene Ontology annotation, cellular component: protein phosphatase type 1 complex. The record is from RefSeq and is a predicted model, not a curated record. Bases 1 to 1488 code for a protein of 495 amino acids. NCBI's taxonomy places the organism in Eukaryota, Fungi, Ascomycota, Saccharomycetes, Saccharomycetales, Saccharomycetaceae. Gene Ontology annotation, biological process: regulation of glycogen biosynthetic process. Gene Ontology annotation, molecular function: protein phosphatase 1 binding; glycogen binding.
AUGUACAUUAAGGCAAGCACCAAGAAAGAAUUCCCCUUUUUUAAUGACGAUGACUUCAAUUCAAGGGUUUUGAGGGAUAGAUUUAAAGAUGGAAACACGGUUGAUGAUAAAGGUGCUGUGAACUAUAAUGGUGGUGGUGGUCCAACUGAUCUAGAGUUGCCAAAGUCAUUAAGUUUUUUGAAUAAACCGCAACGAAAUAGGGAAUCGAGCGAGAGUACAAGGGUUCGUGAAUCCGAGUUGCUGAGAAACACAAAUAUAAAUAAGAGACUGGAUGCCUACUCCAUUGACCAUCAAAAGGGUCCGAAAGCUGGCCAACAAGCAGGUGUGGUUGAUGACGAUGAUGUCCAUAAAGAGUUUUAUAAUUCCAUUAAUAAACGUAUUGCAAAGGUUUCCUCUAUGUCUAUAAACACAGAUGUGGAACCGACAGGUUUAGAAAUUUCUCCUGUGUACAAGAAAUCCGGAGAACUUGUCCGAAGCUCGUUGAAAUACAGGUCCAAAUCGCUGCCAUGUACCCCCAAUGGUGAGGCAAUCAAAGAUGAAGAUAAUUUCCUACUAACGAAGAAUCCCAGGAGGAACCUUAUUCGUAGUAAGAGUGUGCAUUUCGAACAGACCACCCCCAUCGCAUAUUUCAAUAAAGAUGAAAGCCCUUUAGACAUAAGUUUGCAAUUUAAAGAAUUUUUAAAAUUGAAUGGAGAUAAUCACAACAACCUGACCCUUAAUGCUGUGGAUGAUAAAAAUUAUACGUAUGGCAAUACCCAUGUGAAUGGAUUUGGAUCGAAGGACUAUGAUAAUUUUGCAUUUGGCGGCACAGCUGAUGACGAGCAAGGUCUAAGUACAUGCCAUAUACAGGGGGAGAAGACGGCCCAAGCGGGGAAAAACUUACGCUGGAGUAAGUUACAAAAUGAAUUUUUCAAUAAAAUCAGGAACGAGAAGAAAAAUAGAAUAAACCUGAAUCAUAGCAGAGACGUUAGCUAUGAAGCUUCUGAUGGAAUGGACUUGGUUCUCGAAAACGAGAAUUUCCCCGUCCUAUCAAGGAUGAAAAGGAAAGAUAUAUUGAAAAUCAAUCUAUACGUCAAGUUAGUGGAAAGUAACAAUGUUUUCCUAGAGGAACUGGUUAUUAAGAAAAAUGUUGGUGGUGGAAUGGAUGAUAGAACGAAUAUGUUAAGCAGCGUAAAUUUCUUAAGUGGUAAAAUAUUUGUUAAAAAUCUGAAUUUCAAAAAAAGCAUAAAAGUUCGAUAUACAUGGAACAAAUGGAUCACUUAUCAUGAAACUGAAGCAUUGUACAAUUCCAACGCCGACUCUAUCUUGCCUUCGACUAACAUGGACAUUUUCCGAUUUAUCAUUGACUGCAAUAACGUACGAUCUAACUGCAAGAAUGCACUUGAGCUGUGCAUACAUUACAUUUCUGGAGACGAAAAAGAUAACUCCUAUAAAGAAUACUGGGACAACAACAAUGGCAAGAACUAUAAAAUAGCCAUUUAUAAAUAA